CACACCACGGUCUAAGCAAAGCACUCUGCUAUCGUGCGCUUCGCUUUCACUCGCUCUCUCUCUCUUCUCUCUCUCUCUCUCUCUGCCAUGGCGAUCUCUCUGCAGCUAUGUCGUAUCCCCACGCGUACGGACCUCUUCUCGCCGGAUAGCCUCGUCGGAGUCGGAACGCUCCGGUGCCGGAAGCCUCUUUCCGUCAGAUGCUCCGGGGAUUCUUCCUCUCCGUCGUCUUCGGUGGCGGUGGACUCCGACUUUGACGCGAAGGUGUUCAGGAAGAACUUGACGAGGAGUAAGAACUACAAUCGGAAAGGGUUCGGUCACAAGGAGGAGACUCUCGAGCUCAUGAACCGCGAGUACACCAGUGACAUCAUAAAGACUUUGAAGGAGAAUGGGUAUGAGUAUAAAUGGGGGAAUGUUACCGUGAAACUGGCGGAAGCGUAUGGUUUUUGCUGGGGCGUUGAGCGGGCUGUCCAGAUUGCUUAUGAAGCGAGGAAACAGUUUCCAGAUGAGAAGAUUUGGAUCACCAAUGAAAUUAUUCACAACCCAACUGUUAAUAAGCGGUUAGAGGAGAUGGAAGUGCAGAAUAUUCCCAUUGAGGAAGGGAUGAAGCAAUUUGAUGUUGUUAAUAAGGGCGAUGUUGUUGUUUUGCCCGCUUUUGGAGCUGCAGUGGAUGAGAUGUUGGCGUUGAGCGACAAAAACGUACAAAUUGUUGAUACAACUUGCCCAUGGGUAUCUAAGGUCUGGAAUACUGUUGAGAAGCACAAGAAAGGAGAUUACACCUCCAUCAUUCAUGGAAAAUAUGCUCAUGAGGAAACUGUAGCAACUGCAUCUUUUGCAGGGAAGUAUAUCAUUGUCAAGAAUAUGGCGGAGGCAAUGUAUGUGUGUGACUACAUUCUUGGGGGUGAACUUAAUGGAUCUAGCUCAACCAGAGAGGAGUUUCUAGAGAAAUUUAAAUAUGCAGUUUCAAAGGGAUUCGAUCCAGAUAUUGACCUAGUAAAAGUUGGCAUUGCAAAUCAGACAACAAUGCUCAAGGGAGAAACAGAAGAGAUUGGUAAAUUAGCUGAAAAAACUAUGAUGCAGAAGUAUGGGGUGGAAAACGUUAAUGAGCACUUCAUAAGCUUCAAUACCAUUUGUGAUGCUACUCAAGAGCGUCAAGACGCAAUGUAUAAGCUGGUAGAUGAAAAGAUAGAUCUCAUGUUGGUGAUAGGUGGGUGGAACUCAAGCAACACAUCACACCUACAAGAGAUUGCAGAGGCCCGUGGAAUCCCCUCAUAUUGGAUCGACAGUGAGCAGAGAAUAGGUCCUGGAAACAGAAUCGCAUAUAAGCUGAAUCACGGGGAGUUGGUUGAGAAAGAAAACUGGCUACCAGAGGGUCCCAUCACACUUGGUGUAACAUCUGGUGCCUCUACUCCAGAUAAGGUUGUUGAGGAUGUGCUUAUCAAGGUGUUUGACAUCAAACGUGAAGAGGCCUUGCAACUGGUGUAAUUUUGGGUUAGGUCAACUAAAGAGAUGUAUAAUUGAAGAAUAUAUGUUAUACAGCCUUGCAAAUGUAACCUAGAACUUUAAUGUUGUACGAGUAAAGGUUAUGGUUAUUGUGGAUUUCUCAUUA
Messenger RNA from Corylus avellana, 1606 nucleotides. RefSeq names its product 4-hydroxy-3-methylbut-2-enyl diphosphate reductase (gene HDR). Gene Ontology annotation, molecular function: 4-hydroxy-3-methylbut-2-enyl diphosphate reductase activity; metal ion binding. The record is from RefSeq and is a predicted model, not a curated record. Gene Ontology annotation, biological process: dimethylallyl diphosphate biosynthetic process; isopentenyl diphosphate biosynthetic process, methylerythritol phosphate pathway. Lineage: Eukaryota; Viridiplantae; Streptophyta; Magnoliopsida; Fagales; Betulaceae.